UUCAAUUUCUGCAGUAUUUCACGUUGGUUAUAUCGAGUGCGGACGAUUUUUAAUUUUUCUUUUUGGGGGAAAGAAAUAGUUAAAUAAGUUUUAUUUAAAGAAAAAAGUAAUUAAUUAAAAAGGUGUUUUAGAAAAUAAAAGCAAAUAUGGCCGCACAAACAAUUUUAUUCGAUUUCACUGUUGACAAAGAACGUUCUGGAGAUGCUAAGGAACGUCAGGAAAUAGCAAAAGUGUUACGCCAUGAAUUAGAGCACAUCUUCCCUCAACUGGAAAUGGCCUAUCAAAUGCCCAUGGAUGAUGGUUACUUUGCUGUAUUAGCUGAAAAUAAGGAAACAAUUGUUACAUUGCGUAUCUUCCCCCAAGGUUUGGUAACCAUCAAUGUGGAAUAUUAUUUGGAAGAAGGAAAAGAACAAUUGAUGUCUUUUGAUACAAUGCGUGCAUUGGAAUUAAUAUUACAACAAAAAUUAAAUUCAGAUCGUUCCAAAUAUUUGCCGCCUAUUAAACGUGGUGGAUAUAUUGAUAUUUACAUGACUAGUUCAGACGAACGUAUCAUUGAAUACGAUAUUGAUUCUUUGGUUUAUGAGGCUCGUUCACCAUUCCAAAAAAUCCAAAUUCUGCACUCGAAAACCUUGGGCAAUAUGUUGAUUUUGGAUGAGUUGCAAAAUAUUGCUGAAUCCGAUUUAAUCUACACCGAAACCCUAAUGGGUCGUGGAGUUGAAAACUAUGAAGGCAAAGAAAUUUGCAUUUUAGGCGGAGGCGAUGGAGCUCUUCUCUAUGAACUGCUUAAAGAGAAACCAAAAUUUGUUGUUAUGCUUGAAAUUGAUGAGUUGGUGAUGCAGGCCUGCAAUAAGUAUUUAAACAGUAUUUGUGGUGAUGUUUUGGAGAAACGCAAGGGCGACAACUAUGAGAUUAUUGUCGGAGAUUGUGUUGAGUAUAUGAAGAAGUUUAUUGGCGAAGGUCGUAAAUUUGAUUACGUUUUUGGUGAUUUGACCGAUAUACCCAUAUCAGGUGCCCCCAUUGGUGAAUGUUGGGAUUUUAUACGCACAAUUUUGGAGCAUUCAUUUAAAAUCUUGAAGCCAGAUGGUAAAUAUUUAACCCAUGGCAAUGGCACCAGCUGUUUGGAGUCGUUGGAAUUGUUUGAAGAACAGUUGGGUCUCUUGAAACCCAAAGUUAAGUUUACCACCUCGAAGGCAUUUGUGCCCUCGUUUAUGGAAGAAUGGCUUUUCUAUCAAGUUUCCUUGGCUUGACGAGGUAAUAGUCUGACAAAGGCUAAUUUACAGCGACGACUAAAAUUACAACAACAGCAACAAUAUAAUUUACCAAUGAAAAAGGCUUCCUUUAAACACGAACGUAUCAUCCACCCUAAGAGCUUUUCAACUGACAAAAAAGUAUGUCUUUUGAACAUUCAUCAAACCUCCAAUAAACGUUUCCUUUAUCACACAUCAGUAUCUUAGUCACUUUGUUUUUGGUUAAAUCAACUUGCCGCCUCUUCUUCUACAUCAUUUUUUAUUAAUUUCCACAAUAACAAAAAACAUACCAAAUAUUUAAGACCAACAUUUAAUUAUUUUAAGUUAGCAUUUAGUUAACUUAAGUUUUAACCUGUUACCCGCCCUAUUGUUUUAUAAAAAAAGUUGUAUAAGCGCAUAAAACCAUGCGACUUGUAUUAAUUUUCAAAGAAGAAUAAAUUAAAAUUUUAUUUUUAGGUUUUA
Lucilia cuprina (Australian sheep blowfly) is the source of this 1709-nucleotide messenger RNA. It is a transcript of the gene Sms, whose product is annotated as spermine synthase. The transcript is spliced from 4 exons. The coding region runs from base 147 to 1247 and encodes 366 amino acids. Gene Ontology annotation, molecular function: spermine synthase activity. NCBI's taxonomy places the organism in Eukaryota, Metazoa, Arthropoda, Insecta, Diptera, Calliphoridae. The record is from RefSeq and is a predicted model, not a curated record. Gene Ontology annotation, biological process: spermine biosynthetic process.